CAUGUUACUUAAAAAAAGAGUUAAUUAUAAGUUAAAAAUUUGACAUCCACUUGCCAAGAUAUUAUCAUAGAAUAACAUAACAAUAAAUUAUUUAUUUUUCUUGGGUUGCAUAUUUUAAAAUUAUUAAAUUAAAACUAGUCAAGUCGCCUCAAAAUUCAACUUAAAAUGGCCUUGAUUUCAAUCGGUCAAACAGAUGUCUCCAUCAAACUUGCCCAUACAGUUUGGUACAUGCAUAUUGCUGACUGAUGGCCACCUUCAUACGACAGUGCAGACCAUGCUGGUCAUGUUGCAAGAAGAUGCAGGAGAGCUCUCAUUGGUGCAGACAGCUUGUAAGACCUAGACCAGUUUACUGCUUUCAGCAGUGGAAACAUGCCAGUGUGCUACAUAGAGGAAAUACUACACCGUGCAGUACACUAACAAGCUCCUUAAGUGUGUUAAAUAGAGCCAAUACUGCAUGGUACAAUACACUACCUACAUCCGCCAGUGUGCUACAUGGAGACAAUUCUGCAAAGGCCAGUACCCUACUUACCUCCUUUAUUGUGCUUUACGGAGGCAAUAGAUCACGAUACAGUACACUACCUUCUUCCUUUGCAGAAAUGACUCUGAAGAAUAAGCUGUUUAGUGAUUAUGUACAGCAUUUAGUCCAGGAAUAUGAAGAACUCUGUAAACAGAAAUCUGAACGUCAGUUGUUCAAAUCAGAGGCAAACCGGUUAUACCAGCUUGAAAAGCUCGUGGACUGUUAUGAACUGAUCCUGGCCAAGUAUGGGGAGCUGGAGGGGCUAUUGGAAAUGGUGAAAGAUGAAGGCUUAAAAGACAUGGCCACUGAAGAAGUUGACACCUGCAAGCAACUCAUCCAGCAAUAUGAAAAUGAUCUGGUAGGGUUGGUUAGUCCAGAUACCCGAGGUCCGUACGAUGACUAUGAUGUGUUCCUGGAGGUGGAGUGUGGGGCCGGCGGAAAGGAGUCCAUGCUGUUUGCACAAGAGAUCCUUGAUAUGUACGAGCGAUACGCACAACUUCGGGGCUGGGAAUUCACAGCGCAAAACAUAGAAAAAACAGAGGGAAUACGUGGCAUCCGGAAGGCGUGUGUAGGUGUGAGUGGGCAGGGCGUGUACAGACUGCUGAAGUAUGAGGGGGGCGUCCACAGGGUGAAGCGUGUGCCAGCCACAGAGACUGCUGGUCGCAUCCACACCAGCACUAUCACAGUGGCCAUCCUGCAGCAACCUUCAGAGAUAGAUUUGGAGCUGAAGCCAAGUGACCUGGAGAUCACAGCAUGCAAGUCCAGUGGUCCGGGUGGCCAGCAUGUGAACACAACAGAUAGCGCUGUUAGGAUCAAGCACAUCCCUACAGGACUUGUUGUUGAGUGUCAGGCGGACCGUUCUCAGAUCAGAAACAAGAAGCUGGCUCUUGCUAUGCUGCGGUCAAGAAUUCUGCAAAGGGAGCUUGCUGCACAGACAUCUAUUACUACAAGUCAACGGAAAAUACAAGUGGGGGAUAAAGAGCGGUCAGGAAGGAUACGAACAUACACAUUCAAUCAUGACACAGUGACUGACCACAGGCUGGGCAAGCAAGUGAAGGGUGUCGCAGACUUCUUGUCCGGAGGCCAGGCCCUUGAUGAAAUGAUUCAAGAUUUGCAGACUGAGGCCCAGCUUGAAAGCCUACAAAUUAAACUGCAGGAAUUUCAAGCUAUGAAAUCUUCUGAAACAUCAAAGAAAUUAAAGAAAAGUUGAUUUAUAUCAUGUUGAUUUACAAGUUAUAAUUUACACAAAUAUUUCUUAUAACAAUGCUAAGAUGCAACUCCACUUUUCAUGAAAUAUGUAACACAAAUUGGUUUAACAAAGGAGACCCUCUGGAUUUGUUAUUUAGUAACACAGUGUACUACCAGUACACUAGAGCAAAAACAGGGUCUAACAAUCCUAUUGUCAGUAUUCAUGGUCACAUUUCUUGUUUUAAUUAGUAAAUGUUUAUCCUGUAGUGUAUGUUUAGCAUGUAAGUACUACAGAUAUUAAACUUCUAACAUUUU
Messenger RNA from Dreissena polymorpha, 2020 nucleotides. RefSeq names its product peptide chain release factor 1-like. Lineage: Eukaryota; Metazoa; Mollusca; Bivalvia; Myida; Dreissenidae. Gene Ontology annotation, biological process: translational termination. The transcript is spliced from 8 exons. Gene Ontology annotation, molecular function: translation release factor activity. The coding region runs from base 246 to 1727 and encodes 493 amino acids. The record is from RefSeq and is a predicted model, not a curated record.